Arctia plantaginis is the source of this 3531-nucleotide messenger RNA. The record is from the annotation of a GenBank genome assembly. Lineage: Eukaryota; Metazoa; Arthropoda; Insecta; Lepidoptera; Erebidae.
AUGUAUGAUACCGAAGAUGAUCAAUAUGAGGAAAUUGAUGUGGAAGAAAUAUCAUCAGAACUAUGGCAAGAAGCUUGUUGGAUUGUAAUCAACGCUUAUUUCGACGAAAAAGGUCUAGUUCGUCAGCAGCUAGACAGUUUUGAUGAAUUUAUUCAAAUGUCUGUGCAGCGUAUAGUAGAAGAUUCUCCACCAAUAGAGUUACAAGCUGAAGCUCAACAUUCAUCAGGUGAAAUAGAAACCCCUCCACGAUAUCUUCUAAAAUUUGACCAAAUUUACCUUUCGAAACCUACUCACUGGGAGAAAGACGGUGCGCCAUCACCUAUGAUGCCAAAUGAAGCGCGUCUUCGUAAUUUGACUUACUCUGCACCUCUUUAUGUAGACAUAACAAAAACCAUUGUAAAGGAACAUGAAGAUCCUGUUGAAACACAACAUCAAAAAACUUUUAUUGGUAAAAUCCCUAUCAUGUUGAGGUCUACUUAUUGUCUACUAAAUAAUUUGACUGACAGAGAUCUCUCUGAACUGAAUGAGUGUCCCCUUGACCCUGGUGGUUAUUUUAUUAUUAAUGGAUCUGAAAAAGUAUUAAUUGCCCAAGAAAAGAUGGCCACAAAUACUGUCUAUGUCUUCAGUAUGAAAGAUGGAAAGUUUGCUUAUAAAACAGAGAUUCGUUCUUGUCUUGAGCAUAGCUCUAGGCCCACUUCAACUCUUUGGGUGAACAUGAUGGCUCGUGGAGGACAAAAUAUAAAAAAAUCUGCUAUUGGACAAAGAAUAAUUGCAAUUGUUCCAUAUAUUAAGCAAGAAAUUCCAAUUAUGAUCGUAUUUAGGGCUCUGGGAUUUGUGGCAGACAGAGAUAUUUUGGAACACAUUAUAUAUGAUUUUGAUGAUCCUGAAAUGAUGGAAAUGGUGAAACCUUCUCUUGACGAAGCAUUUGUGAUUCAAGAACAGAAUGUGGCACUUAACUUUAUUGGUGCUCGUGGUGCGCGGCCUGGGGUAACAAAAGAGAAGCGUAUUAAAUAUGCUAGGGAAAUCUUGCAAAAAGAAAUGUUACCACAUGUUGGAGUUUCAGAUUUUUGUGAAACUAAGAAAGCAUAUUUUUUGGGUUACAUGGUUCACAGGUUGUUAUUGGCUGCUUUGGGUCGUCGUGAGCUUGAUGACAGGGAUCACUAUGGAAAUAAACGUUUAGAUCUGGCUGGUCCAUUACUAGCAUUUUUAUUUAGAGGUUUAUUCAAAAACCUGCUAAAAGAAGUCAGAAUGUAUGCUCAGAAAUUUAUUGACAGGGGAAAGGACUUUAAUUUAGAAUUAGCUAUCAAAACUAAGAUUAUUACAGAUGGUCUUAGAUAUUCAUUGGCUACUGGUAAUUGGGGUGAUCAAAAGAAAGCUCACCAAGCUAGAGCUGGUGUAUCACAGGUGUUAAACAGGUUGACCUUUGCCUCUACACUGUCACAUUUAAGACGUGUCAACUCUCCCAUCGGGCGAGAUGGCAAAUUAGCUAAACCCCGUCAGUUGCACAAUACCUUGUGGGGAAUGAUCUGUCCUGCAGAAACUCCUGAAGGUGCUGCUGUAGGUUUAGUAAAAAAUCUAGCUUUGAUGGCUUACAUUUCUGUGGGUAGUCAACCUUCGCCAAUUCUUGAGUUCUUGGAAGAAUGGUCUAUGGAAAAUUUAGAAGAAAUUGCACCUUCAGCCAUAGCUGACGCCACAAAAAUAUUUGUGAAUGGGUGUUGGGUUGGCAUCCACAGAGAUCCUGAACAAUUGAUGGCUACUUUGAGAAAAUUAAGACGUCAAAUGGACAUUAUUGUAUCAGAAGUGAGCAUGAUUCGUGACAUAAGAGAUCGGGAAAUCAGAAUUUAUACUGAUGCUGGAAGAAUUUGUCGCCCAUUAUUGAUAGUUGAAAAUGGAGCCUUAUUACUCAAGAAAAAACAUAUUGAUGACCUUAAGGAAAGAGACUUCAACAAUUAUGGAUGGCAAAAUUUGGUAGCAAGUGGUGUAGUUGAAUACAUUGAUACUUUGGAAGAGGAAACGGUAAUGAUAGCUAUGAGCCCUGAUGAUUUAGCACAAGUAAAGGAGUAUGCCUAUUGUACCACAUACACUCAUUGUGAAAUUCAUCCUGCUAUGAUAUUAGGUGUUUGUGCAUCUAUUAUUCCAUUCCCUGAUCACAAUCAGAGCCCUAGGAACACUUAUCAGAGUGCUAUGGGGAAACAAGCUAUGGGUGUAUACAUCACUAACUUCCAUGUGAGAAUGGACACUCUUGCACAUGUUUUAUACUAUCCGCACAAACCAUUGGUUACAACACGUUCAAUGGAGUAUUUGAGGUUUAGAGAAUUACCAGCAGGUAUCAAUUCAAUUGUUGCCAUCCUUUGUUACACAGGAUACAAUCAAGAGGACAGUGUUAUUUUGAAUGCUUCAGCAGUUGAGAGAGGCUUCUUUAGAUCUGUGUUCUACAGAUCAUACAAAGAUUCAGAAUCAAAAAGAAUUGGAGAUCAAGAAGAACAAUUUGAAAAACCGACAAGACAAACAUGUCAAGGAAUGAGAAAUGCCUUGUAUGACAAACUUGAUGAUGAUGGUAUCAUUGCUCCCGGUAUAAGAGUUUCUGGUGAUGAUGUGGUUAUUGGAAAAACCAUUACAUUACCAGAAAAUGAUGAUGAAUUAGAAGGUACCACAAAACGCUAUUCAAAAAGAGAUGCAUCUACAUUCUUGCGUAACAGUGAAACUGGUAUUGUUGAUCAAGUAAUGUUAACAUUAAACAGUGAGGGAUAUAAGUUUUGCAAAAUUCGAGUACGCUCAGUACGUAUUCCCCAAAUUGGAGACAAGUUUGCAUCGCGUCACGGCCAAAAAGGAACUUGUGGAAUUCAAUAUCGCCAAGAGGACAUGCCAUUUACUUGUGAGGGGUUAACCCCUGAUAUUAUUAUUAAUCCACACGCCAUCCCAUCCCGUAUGACUAUUGGUCACUUGAUUGAAUGUAUUCAAGGUAAAGUGUCAUCUAAUAAAGGAGAAAUUGGUGAUGCUACUCCAUUUAAUGAUGCAGUUAAUGUACAAAAAAUUUCUUCCUUGUUGCAAGAGUAUGGUUAUCAUCUUCGUGGAAAUGAGGUUAUGUACAAUGGACAUACAGGCCGAAAAAUCAAUGCUCAAGUAUUCUUGGGUCCUACUUAUUAUCAACGUUUGAAACACAUGGUGGAUGACAAAAUACAUUCUAGAGCUAGAGGACCAGUACAAAUUUUAGUGAGGCAACCUAUGGAAGGUAGGGCUAGAGAUGGUGGACUACGUUUUGGUGAAAUGGAACGUGACUGUCAAAUUGCCCACGGCGCUGCACAAUUUUUGCGCGAACGACUGUUCGAAGUGUCCGACCCAUAUCGGAUACACGUUUGUAAUUUCUGUGGUUUGAUCGCAAUUGCAAAUUUACGGAAUAAUACAUUUGAAUGUAAAGGAUGUAAAAAUAAGACUCAAAUCUCGCAAGUGCGAUUACCGUAUGCCGCCAAGUUACUGUUCCAGGAACUUAUGUCAAUGAAUAUAGCACCAAGAUUGAUGGUUGUAAGUUAA